Messenger RNA from Ochlerotatus camptorhynchus, 998 nucleotides. RefSeq names its product clavesin-1-like. The record is from RefSeq and is a predicted model, not a curated record. Bases 13 to 996 code for a protein of 327 amino acids. Gene Ontology annotation, molecular function: phosphatidylinositol bisphosphate binding. Gene Ontology annotation, cellular component: membrane. NCBI's taxonomy places the organism in Eukaryota, Metazoa, Arthropoda, Insecta, Diptera, Culicidae. The transcript has 2 exons.
AUCGAUUGCGCGAUGGCAUCGUCUGUGUUUAGUGUGGACAAAAAUCCCCCCAGCUAUGAACCGUACACAUUUACGCUAUCGGAUAAGUUCCGAAAACUUGCCCAAGAAGAACUGCGGGAGGAUGACGAAAUUCGGGAGCAAUCGCUGACGCAGAUGCGUGAAUGGAUCGCCAAACAUCCGUACAUCCGAACAUGCCGCACGGAUGCAGUGUUCUUGCUGAGGUUUUUACGAUUCAGGAAAUUUUCCGUGCCAUUGGCACAGGAAGCUCUGGAACGGUACCUGGCCAUGCGACAGACGUUUAGUGAGUGGUUCAAACAGUUGGAUCCUCGGGAUGAGCUGAUGCAAAUUCCAAUGGACGAUGAGGUAUUCACCAUUAUUGGGCGCGAUGAAGUUGGCCGGACAGUGGUUUUCAUUCGUUUUGGAUUGUUUGAUGUGGAAAAAUUGAAUCCGAUUGCUGUAUUUCGAUACACGAUGCUGUUCCUCGAACUGUUACUUGACGAUGAGGAGGUUCAGAUUGGAGGAUUUAGGGUAUGGGUGGAUUACACGGAGAGUCUUAUGAAGCACUAUGGCAUGUGGGGAAUUGGAGAUUUGAAGCUGCUGAUGGACGCCGUCAACAAGACGAUGCCAAUUCGAAUCCGGGAGAUUCAGGCAGCAAAACUUCCCAAGUUUGCAAUUACACUUGCCAACCUGUUGCUAUCCUUCGCCAGUUCCAAGUUCAGGGAACGGAUUGUGUGUAACGCUACGGUGUUGGAAUCGAAGAAGCACUUCGACGAGUCCCUUUGGCCGAAACAGUACGGAGGAACUCACGAUACCAAGGAGCUGGCACGAGACCUGAAGAAGCAGUUCGAAGAGAAGCGUACUCGCAUUAUGGCGCUGGAUGACAUGGACAUCGACAUCGAACACUAUACGUCGCUGUGGGGUCAAUCGAGUGCUAAUCCAAACAGUGACAUCGAAGGCGGUGUGGCCGGGUGUUUCAGGAAGUUCAAUGUGGAUUAAGA